Messenger RNA from Diatraea saccharalis (sugarcane borer), 2791 nucleotides. The record is from the annotation of a GenBank genome assembly. Lineage: Eukaryota; Metazoa; Arthropoda; Insecta; Lepidoptera; Crambidae.
ACAACUCUCACUGCGCGCGCCGCGAUCGGUCGUGGCCACUCGUUCGCCCACCUCCUUACUCAUUCCUACGUGUUGUCGUAUUGCGUCUCGUAUAUACUUCAGUGUUCCUACACGCACCGAUCUGUAUGCUUGUAACUGACGCGCUGUUUCUCACGACAAUAUAAAUUAUUAGAAUGUGAAUGCGAAGUUUCUGUUCGUCCGACGCGAAAACUAGUGAAAUGUUAUUGUUUGCACAUUGAUCAGCGCAAGUUAUCUUCGCCUUUGAACGGACUUCAUGUGGAACCGGUCAUAAUCUGUGUUAAGAUAUUUCCCCCUUCUCUCCCAGUUAUGAUUACAAGAUUGCUAUGGCUCAUACUACUGAUAGCUAUUAUCAAAAUUACGACGACAUCAGGUAGUCCUAUAUUUUUAAAACAAGGUAGAUCAAUAAAACCUGUGAUUAAAUGGAAACCACCGAGGGACAAUUGGAAUUGGACAACAACUGUUCGAGAUGAGGAGCCAUUCUUUACGCCGUCUAACUUUGUCCAUAAGCUGCCACCGUCAGCUAAUGAGACAGAACUUCUUGCACAUAUGUCAACGCUGAAGCGUAAUUAUUCACGCUUAUUAUGGGACAGUGACAAAAGCACUAAUUUACCGUUGUUCGUAGAAAAGGCUCUGAAACUUCUUAAUUUGAAACAAGUGUAUUAUGAAGUGGAGCACUCUGUCAUGUCCAAGGUUUCUUGUACCGCGUGUAAAGCUGGCGCGGGGCUGUUGCAACAUUACAUUCAGCUUGGCAAGAGCAAGGAGGAAAUCAAUAAGAUGAUCUUCCAGUUUUGUGUAUCUCUAAAUAUUCAAUCUGCUAGAGUUUGCGAAGGAAUAACAAGACUUUUUGGGAGCGAAGUUGUGUAUGUGUUGGAACGCAUAACGAUCGGUCCAAACGAAAUAUGCAGUUUCGUAAUAGGAGACGCAUGUGGUGACGUUUAUAAUCCAUAUCACGAAUGGGAAGUUGCAUUCCCGCCGGUGCCGAAACCUCCAGUGAGAGCCCUAGGUGUGCCUGUGAAUACAGAACAAACGUUCAAAGUCUUGCAAAUAUCUGAUACGCACUUCGAUCCAUAUUACGCUGAAGGUGCGAAUGCUGAAUGCAAUGAGCCGUUAUGCUGUCGUGUUUCAAGCGGGCCGGCACUGACUCCGAGUGGAGGUGCCGGUCGAUGGGGAGACUAUCGCAAAUGCGACACUCCGAAACGUACCAUUGACCACAUGUUGAAACAUAUCGCUGACACACACACCGACAUAGACUAUAUUCUUUGGACGGGCGACUUACCCCCUCAUGAUAUAUGGAAUCAGACAAAAGAAGAAAAUUUGAAAGUAUUGCAAGAGACUGUGGCGCAAAUGUCGGAUAUGUUUCCAGGAGUUCCCAUUUUCCCUGCCCUCGGUAACCACGAAGCAUCUCCAGUAAACAGUUUCCCACCACCAUAUAUAUCGUCACCAGACCUGAAUAUAGCGUGGUUGUACGAUGAGCUCGAUUCUCAGUGGCGGCGGUGGUUGCCAGCGGGCGUUUCACCGACAGUGAGACGUGGUGCCUUCUAUUCGGUCCUCGUGCGACCCGGAUUCCGAAUCAUCUCUCUCAACAUGAACUACUGCAAUAACAAGAACUGGUGGUUAUUAAUGAACAGUACGGAUCCUGCAACAGAACUACAAUGGCUUAUAUACGAACUACAGACGGCAGAGUUUAGUGGUGAAAAGGUGCAUAUUAUUGGUCACAUACCUCCCGGUCACUCUGAUUGUUUGAAGAUUUGGAGUAGAAACUAUUACGCUAUUAUCAAUCGAUACGAAUCUACUAUCACAGCCCAGUUCUUCGGACACACUCACUAUGAUGAAUUUGAAGUUUUCUACGAUCCCAAUGAUCUAGGAAGAGCAACGAGUAUUGCUUAUGUGGGACCUUCUGUAUCACCAUAUUAUGACUUAAAUCUUGGAUAUAGAAUAUAUUACGUUGACGGAGACCAUUCGGCAACUACUAGACAAGUGAUAGACCACGAAACGUGGAUUAUGAACCUGAAGGAGGCGAACCAGUUCGGAUACCCUAUCUGGUACAAGCUGUACUCAGCCCGUGCCGCUUAUAGGAUGCCAGCACUCCGGCCACAGGACUGGGAUCGUUUCAUAGACAACAUGACCUCCAACGACGAUGUAUUCAACCUCUAUCACAAACAUUACUGGAAAAAUAGCCCUCGUCGCGGCAUCUGCAACAGCGAGUGCCGCAAGCGUUUAGUCUGCGACGCUAGGUCGGGCCGAUCGCAUGACCGACGUGCGCUUUGCGGUCACAUAGAGGCGCGCAUCGACGGCGCCACCCCAGCGCCUCAGACGUGGCGCGCUUGGUUCUACAACGGCAUUUCAGUUUCACCUAGUCCUAGUGUACAGCAAGUAUAAACGGUGGUGGAUGUAACAAUUAGGGUACCGAUGCAGAUAUUUAAUAAGGAUGUCAAUGAUAAUGCAAUUGCCGCAAGUGGCGUAUCAGAUACCAAAGUUUGUGAUGGGUCUCGGCUGAAACGAACAUUGACGAGGAGAUGAGAAAGCAAUCUAACGUCACCACCAGACAAGCCAUCGCCGACAUUUUAAUAUUAUUUAUUAUAACCUGCUUUAAAAUCGAACAAAUACGUAUGAUUUAUUUACCAUACGAAAUCGGAUUGUUAACAAAUUCAAGACGUAGUCGAAAAACCUGUAACUUAUUGUUAAUGGUGGUCUAUUCUUGUAUCUCAAUUUAUUUAUUAUUUUUUAAGAUUUUUGUAAAUAUAACUGUAAAUUCGUAAUAAAAUAUUUU